CAUGUUAUUCUGAUGGUAAACUUGUUUCUUCAAAACCUGGUGCUAACCCAGAACCAAAACCAUGUGCUGGUAAUAUAGGGACCCAGAUCACGGUAGAGGAUCUCUUUUAUAAUGUACCUAUGCGAAAAAAAGCAUUGAAAAAUUCCAGUGAAGAAUAUAAUAGAAUCUUAGAUGUGGUUAAUCGAUACGCUAUUCAUAAAUCAGGAAUUAGUUUUACAUGUAGAAAACAAGGCUCAAAUCAGGCUGAUUUGAGUACACUUCUUUCAUCAACAACUUUAGAUAAUAUACCACUUAUUAACCAAUUUGAUUCAGCAUCAUUACCCGAAGAAUCAGUUUCAGCUCUAGAAUUUGAUCAUGAUAAACCAAUUUUCGAUUUGAAAAAGAAGAAGAAUGAAACCAAAAAUAAUGGUGGUUACCAACUCGCUAAAAAACGAUCUGCCUCUACAGGUAAAUCUCGUGAAAUGGCAAGAAAUUCAAGUUCGAGUCAGAAAGAAUCUUAUUUAACACCAUCAGAAUCUUAUGUCAUGUUACCACGCUCACAUUUACCCGAUAAGGAUACUAAUGAUGAUAGACAACGAGCUAGCAUCAGUUGUCAUUUAAAAAUUACUAAUCGACUUUUUGACCUGAUGAAUUCAAGAUCUGAGCCGUCACAUCCAAUUUGUCAGGAGUGUGUUGACAUUUUGUUGGGUAACUUGAAUAGACAAUUAACUGAUGCUUCGAAAGAACGAGAUUUUUAUAAAAGUUUUCUAGAAAAAGCGAACAAAAGCAUUAUUGGUGACGUUGAUGCAGAAAAAAUCCAAAAAGAAAUCCAAAAGAUUAAAGAUAAUGAAUUGACAGCAAUUAACACAUUAAAAGAUAUUGAAAAAGAGGGAGAAAUAUUGAAAAAAGAAAUUGGAAAGUUGAAAACUGAAAUAAGUAAACUUGAUAAACUUGAAGAGAGGGAUAGUAUAAAUUUAAAAUAUGAUCAUGAUACUAAAUUAUUAGAAAAAUUACAUAAAACUAAUGUUUAUAAUGAUACCUUUUGUAUUGGGCAUGAUGGAAACUUUGGGACAAUAAAUGGAUUUAGACUUGGUCGUUUACCUAAUAUCACGGUGGAAUGGCAUGAAAUUAAUGCUGCAUGGGGUCAAACAUUAUUAUUGUUGGUAACAAUUGCUAAUAAACUUAACGUUACAUUCAAAAAUUACAGAUUAAUUCCUUUGGGUUCUUUUUCGCGAGUUGAAAAAAUUGAUGGUGAUAAUAUAGUGAGUUAUGAAUUGUAUGGCACAGGUGAUAUAGCAACAGGAAGAUUAUUUCAAAAUCGUCGUUUUGAUAGCGCGAUGGUAGGAUUUUUGAAUUGUCUACAACAAUUAGGUGAAUGUGUGGAAAGUAAAGAUUCUAAAUUGAAGUUACCAUAUCGAUUACAAUUCAAUCCAGAGGAAUGGACUAGAGCACUCAAGUAUACUUUGGCUAAUAUUAAAUGGAUUUUAGCGUACGCUUCAUCAUUAACAAACAACGGAUCAGACUAA
Entrophospora sp. SA101 is the source of this 1505-nucleotide messenger RNA. The record is from the annotation of a GenBank genome assembly. NCBI's taxonomy places the organism in Eukaryota, Fungi, Glomeromycota, Glomeromycetes, Entrophosporales, Entrophosporaceae.